UUUGUCGCUGUCUUUGCAUAUUGCUUUUCAAUGCUUUUCUUCUUCAAAGGACCCCCCCUUUGCAAAACAAGUCACAGCCAUGUCCGUUCUCGCUCUCUUCCUCUGGUUCUUUCACAGUCGCAGCAAGGCUGUGCAAGAGCAUGUCCUCGUGUUCUUGCGACCCGUCAUGUUCAAACUUCUCAAUCCCUUUCGUUCUGCCCAUCACUUCAACACCAUGAGAUCAAGCACAAUCGUCACCAUCGACGAGAUUCCAACACUUCAGGACAGCUACAAGGACUACCCGGAACCACCAAAGGGGCAAGAGCUGAGGUAUGCGGCGAAUGCAUCGUACAGUCGUCUGCUCUCACUAUGGCGAUAUCACAUCUCUGAAGAUCGAUGCAGUCGUCAAUGCUGCGAACGCGUCCCUUCAAGGAGGUGGAGGAAUUGACGGAGCCAUCCAUAGAGCAGCAGGGAAGCAGCUUUUGGCAGAGUGCGCCAAACUCUUUGGGUGCAAGACAGGCGAUGCCAAAAUCACGAGCGGGUACAAUCUGCCAGCGAGUCAUGUGAUCCAUACGGUCGGUCCAAGAGGCGAGCACCCGUUGUUGCUGUCAAGCUGUUACAAACGCGUCAUGGAUAUUGUCAAGGAGAACGAUCUAAAGUCGGUUGCCUUCUGCUGUGUAUCGACUGGCAUUUACGGUUACGAUAACGAAAAAGCUGCUCAUGUUGCGUUCAAGACCCUUCACGACUGGCUGGAUGCGCAUGAAGAUCAGGUCGAGAAGAUGGAUCGCAUCGUCUUAUGUGUGUUCUUGGACAAGGAUGAGAAUAUCUACAAGAGACUGCUACCCCAGUAUUUCCCCAAACCCGACGAUGCCACCGAGCGUCAGACAGCAAGUUAGGGAAGGGCAGG
Molecule: messenger RNA, 886 nt
Organism: Gamsiella multidivaricata
Lineage: Eukaryota; Fungi; Mortierellomycota; Mortierellomycetes; Mortierellales; Mortierellaceae
Exons: 9
Coding region: 312-875 (187 amino acids)
Biological process (GO): DNA damage response; purine nucleoside metabolic process; peptidyl-glutamate ADP-deribosylation
Cellular component (GO): nucleoplasm
Molecular function (GO): ADP-ribosylglutamate-[protein] hydrolase activity
Source: RefSeq, a predicted model, not a curated record